AUGAAGAAACAAUCCAGAUCAAGGUUCGGCAAAGUGAAGAUUAUCCAAUUGAUCUCUAUUACCUCAUGGAUCUUUCAGCUUCCAUGGAUGAUGACCUGAAUACAAUAAAAGAAUUAGGCUCAACUCUUUCCAAAGAAAUGUCGAAACUGACAAGCAACUUCAGACUGGGUUUUGGAUCUUUUGUUGAAAAACCAGUUUCACCAUUUAUCAAAACUACAGCUGAAGAAAUAAGCAAUCCUUGCAGAAGUGUGCCUUAUGAGUGCUUGCCCACCUUUGGAUACAAGCAUGUUUUGUCACUGACAAAUGAUGCUGAAAGAUUCAAUGAAAUUGUAAAAGGACAGCGAAUCUCUGCUAACAUAGAUACUCCAGAGGGAGGAUUUGAUGCAAUUAUGCAGGCAGCUGUUUGCAAGGAAAAAAUUGGAUGGAGGAAUGACUCUCUGCAUUUACUGGUGUUUGUGAGUGAUGCCGAUUCCCACUUUGGGAUGGACAGCAAGCUAGCAGGAAUUGUUAUUCCUAAUGAUGGGAACUGUCAUUUGGACCACAAUAAUGAAUAUUCCAUGUCAACUAUUCUGGAGUAUCCCACAAUUGGACAAUUAAUUGACAAACUUGUGCAAAACAAUGUUUUGGUAAUUUUUGCUGUCACGAAUGAACAAGUUCACACAUACGAGAACUAUGCAAAGCUUAUUCCUGGAGCUACUGUUGGUCGACUGCAGAAGGAUUCUGGAAAUAUUCUCCAGCUGAUCAUUGCUGCAUAUCAGGAGCUGAGGUCCGAAGUAGAGCUGGAGGUCUUUGGGGACACAGAAGGACUCAAUCUCUCUUUCACUGCCAUCUGUAACAAUGGGACCUUUUUUCCACAUCAGAGGAAAUGCUCUCACGUGAAAGUGGGAGACACAGUCUCUUUCAAUGUGACCAUAAAUCUGCCCACUUGUGAUAAAACCACCAGGCACGUUGUGAUAAAACCAGUGGGUCUCAGUGACAUGCUGGAAAUGGAAAUUCUUCCCCAGUGCAGCUGCAGCUGCCAGGCCAAGGCUGAGAGGAACAGCUCUAAGUGCAACAAGGGGAAAGGCACUUUUGAGUGCGGAGUGUGUGUCUGCCACCCCGGGUACAUGGGUCCACACUGCGAGUGUGAUGAGAAUGCCCUCAGCACUGGAUCCUGCAAGGGCUCCGUGGAGCAGAGCUCCUGCAGCGGGAGAGGCAGCUGCUAUUGUGGGCAGUGCGUUUGCCACCCAUCCAUGUAUGGAAGAGUUUAUGGGGCGCACUGUGAGUGUGAUGACUUCUCGUGUGUGAGACACAGAGGACUUCAGUGUGGAGGCAAUGGAGACUGUGACUGUGGCGAAUGCGUGUGCCACAGUGGAUGGACUGGUGAAUACUGUAAUUGCACAACUGACACCAGCUCCUGCAUUUCUGAGGAUGGAAUGCUGUGCAGUGGGAGAGGUGAAUGCAUCUGCGGGUCGUGUGUGUGCAUACAUCCAGGGGCUUCAGGCCAAACGUGUGAAAAAUGCCCGCUGUGUGGUGACCCUUGCAGUUCCAGAAGGAGCUGUGUGGAAUGUCAUUUGGCUUCUGAUGACAAGCUGCAGGGAGAAUGCAGUGAAAAAUGCAAAUCAGUUGACGCAACUGUCAGCACUGCAGAGGAUUUUUCAGAGGAUAAAUCCAUUCCUUGCUCUUUACAGGGGGAGAACGAAUGUAUAACCACUUUUCUUCUGACUGUAGAUGAACAGGGCAAGACAGUCAUUCACAGCAUAAAGCAAAAAGGUAAGCAGUUUUGUUACCUUUUCUACGUGACAUCUAAUUUGAAAACACAGAUGGGAGCGACAAUCAGUUCCAGCAACACAAGAAACUGAGCUUUUCUAAACAGC
Meleagris gallopavo (turkey) is the source of this 1856-nucleotide messenger RNA. Lineage: Eukaryota; Metazoa; Chordata; Aves; Galliformes; Phasianidae. The record is from RefSeq and is a predicted model, not a curated record.